Candida dubliniensis CD36 is the source of this 498-nucleotide messenger RNA. It is a transcript of the gene COX5, whose product is annotated as cytochrome c oxidase subunit Va. Gene Ontology annotation, biological process: mitochondrial electron transport, cytochrome c to oxygen. The record is from RefSeq and is a predicted model, not a curated record. Lineage: Eukaryota; Fungi; Ascomycota; Pichiomycetes; Serinales; Debaryomycetaceae. The transcript has a single exon. The coding region runs from base 1 to 498 and encodes 165 amino acids.
AUGUUUAUGAGAUCAUUACAAAGAGCUGCUACUAAAGCCAACGUCAGUUCUACCACUUCUAGCAUUAUUAGAUUCAACAGUACUGUUGCUAAAUCAUCAACUACUACUCCAAGAGCUUUAUCCAAUGCUUAUAUUGGUAAUUUAGAAUCAAGAUGGACUUCAUUACCAAAACAAGAUCAACAAACUUUAAUAGAUGAAUUAAAAUCUAGAAUGGAAUUACCAUGGCAAGAAUUAACUCCAGCAGAAAAGAAAGCUGCUUAUUAUAUUUCUUUUGGUGAAUGGGGGCCAAGAACUCCAUUAUAUUUACCAGGGGAAAGAUCUCAAGUAUUUUGGAUUACUACUGGUUGUAUUGUUGCUUCAAUAGUAUUAUUCUUUGGUAUUAGACAAUUAGCUAAUCCUCCACCAAUUACUAUGAAUAAAGAAUGGCAAGAACAAUCUGAUGAUUAUUUGAAAUCUAAGAAUGCUAAUCCAUUCACUGGUUAUUCUCAAGUUCAAUAA